Colletotrichum chrysophilum is the source of this 927-nucleotide messenger RNA. RefSeq lists its product as uncharacterized. Bases 1 to 927 code for a protein of 308 amino acids. The record is from RefSeq and is a predicted model, not a curated record. Gene Ontology annotation, molecular function: catalytic activity. The transcript is spliced from 2 exons. NCBI's taxonomy places the organism in Eukaryota, Fungi, Ascomycota, Sordariomycetes, Glomerellales, Glomerellaceae.
AUGGGCUCCGUUCCCGUUGAUCAAAAAGCCACAUCUGGUGCAUCUGCCGGUGCCAGGUUGAGACAAAUUCUAGAGCGUGAUGAGAUUCUCAUUGCUCCCGGCGUGUAUGAGGGCUACAGCGCCCGUAUCGCCCACGAAGUCGGCUUCGACUGCAUCUACAUGACGGGAGCUGGGACAUGCGCCUCCAAACUCGGGCAGCCUGACCUCGGCUUCGCAUCUCUCAACGACAUGCGCGAACACGCAGAAAUGAUUGCGAACCUCAACCCGUCAGUGCCUCUUAUAGCGGAUGCCGACACAGGAUACGGCGGCCCAAAUAUGGUCGCACGUACCAUCGCACAAUACCAUCGCUCAGGCAUCGCUGGCCUUCACAUCGAAGACCAAGUCCAAACCAAGCGCUGUGGGCAUCUAGGCGGCAAGGCGGUAGUUGACAUUGAAACGUUCCGACAACGUAUCGCAGCUGCUGCGUACGAGAAGAAGCGCCUAAGCUCAGACAUCGUCAUCAUUGCAAGGACCGACGCACUCCAAACCCAUGGCUUCGAUGAGGCUGUACACAGGCUCAAGGUUGCCGCUUCAGCGGGAGCCGAUGUCGGAUUUCUGGAAGGAGUUACAACAGCCGAGGAAGCAAGAGAGGUCUGUAAAAGGAUGGCGCCUACUCCUAUGCUACUCAAUAUGGUGGAACAUGGUGCCACACCGUCAUGGACCCCGGCUGAAGCCCAAGAGCUCGGCUUCAAAGUCAUCAUCUACCCAUUCGCGUCCAUCGCUCCGGCAUACCAGGCAAUCAAGGAUGUCUUUGUGAAAAUCAAGAAAACCGGAAACACAGGACUGGAGAAGGAGUUCACCCCGAAGAAACUAUUUACCAUCGUCGGAUUGGAGGAAGCUAUGGCUGUCGAUACGGCAGCGGGUGGAAACUUUUACAACAAGGUGUAG